GCUAACGGCCCUGUUUUUCCCCCUCCAUCACAUGUUCUUCUUGCCCACAACAGCUCCAAAACGGUCAACCUCUUUUUCUUCCACAGUCGCAAUCACUCUCGAGAAUUUCGCUCAGAUAAGACAACUGUUUCAUUCUUUGUGUACCUGAACGAUCACUUUUUGAUCAGUACACCUACAUCCUCUUCCUCAAUCACCACCAAAGCACACCACGCCGCAUCCCGAGCAAGCAAAGAUGGCUUCUUACGCCGAUAUUGCAGCCAAGAACUCGUAUCAGACUCCAGAGGAGGCCGCGGCUCCUCAGCAGCCCGAGAUCAUCCCUAACGAGUCCGCCCACAUGUCCACUGGCAGCUUGAUCGAUGUCGACUCCCAGAGCGUCCGCACCGUCCCCUCCGACUUUAUGGAACAGGAAGUCCAGACCACCACCCAGCAGGAGCGCAUAGAGCGCGAGGCUGAGGCCGCCGAGCUGCGGGAGAAGGCCGCCGUCAAGAAGGAGAAGGCCAAGAACAAGGCGCACAAGGCCGACCACUGGCUGAUCAACAAGAUCGCGUCGCUCUCCGACAACGAGGCCACCGCCCUGGUGUACCUCAACCUCUCGGCUGUGGUCGGCAUCAGUGCUUUCCUCGGCCUCAAGGGCUGGCGCCUCCAUGAGCGUGGUGCGCUGAGCUGGAAGACUGCUGGUGUUGGCGCUGCUGUUCUGGGUGCUGUUGGUGUUGUGGAGGGCGUCUUCUCUCGGUACUUUGCCAAGGCCCGCGGCACUAGCAAGUAAUCCUAGAUGGCUCUCGCCGAGGCGCGCGACAACGGAGCUCAGGUGGAAAUGUAUCAUGUCACGCAACUUAUCGAGACAUGUCAGGAUCUUGUUGACGCCUGCACGGCGACACAUGAGAUGGCCAAGUUCGCCGCCCGUGAAGCUCACGAAAGCGAUUGCAAGGCAUUUGGCCACCCCGUUUCCUGUUUUGGGAAGAAGAGGAGUAGAAUGUUGACGAAGAUAGAGCCUAUUCCCAAGGAUGCCUUCACCACGACGCUAUCCCCUCCCUACCUUUCUGUUUUCCCUUUUACUGUUACUCAAGGAGGAGUUGGUUGUCCAUUUAUUUGUAUGGGUUGCAUUGUGUGAUUCUUGCGCAAGUGGGCAGCGGGCAAGUGUGGGAUGCGAUACCAAUCAGUCAUACGGAGACGAAAUCACAACUUUUUCUUUCAAACCAAAGAGAAAAAAAAUACGUUUC
This is a messenger RNA of Cryphonectria parasitica EP155, 1220 nucleotides long. RefSeq lists its product as uncharacterized. Bases 233 to 766 code for a protein of 177 amino acids. The record is from RefSeq and is a predicted model, not a curated record. The transcript is spliced from 4 exons. Lineage: Eukaryota; Fungi; Ascomycota; Sordariomycetes; Diaporthales; Cryphonectriaceae. Gene Ontology annotation, cellular component: mitochondrial outer membrane. Gene Ontology annotation, molecular function: nascent polypeptide-associated complex binding.